AUGGGGAAACUCCAACGUCUUGAACUUUUCAAUUUCAAGUCCUAUAAGGGUCACCAUGUUCUCCUGUUUGGGGAUUCAUAUUUCACUUCUAUAAUUGGUCCUAAUGGCUCCGGCAAAUCGAAUUCUAUGGACGCGAUUUCUUUCGUUCUGGGCAUCAAAUCAUCCCAUUUACGAUCUGCACAAUUACGGGAUCUCGUAUACCGCGGAAGAGUGUUGAAAACCUCGAAAAUCAACGAUGAUGGAUCCGCGGUUGACCCAGCUGCGAAUGGACAUGCGAAUGGAGAUGGAGAAGGUUCAGAUGAGGAAUCGCAGUCUCAGAAACCGGCGCGCAAUGAUCCCAAAAGCGCAUGGGUUAUGGCUGUUUACGAGGAUGACCAGGGCGAGGAACAAAAAUGGAAGCGUUCAAUCACAAACCAAGGUGCCAGUGAAUAUCGUAUCAAUGACCGUGUCGUCACCGCACAAGCAUACAAUGACGCCCUAGAAUCCGAAAAUAUCCUAAUCAAGGCUCGAAACUUUUUGGUUUUCCAAGGAGAUGUCGAAGCUAUUGCGUCGCAAUCACCGAAAGACUUGACCCGCCUCAUUGAACAAAUAUCGGGCAGUCUGGAAUACAAAGCAGAAUAUGAAAGAUUGCAGGAUGAGGCGGAGAAAGCAGCAGAUGAGCAAAAUUAUAGCCUCCAUCGUAGACGUGGCAUCAAUUCCGAAAUCAAGCAGUAUCAAGAGCAAAAGAAAGAAGCUGAAGCUUUCCAGAAAAAAGUUGUGGAAAAGGAUGAGGCCAUUGUCGAACAAAUCCUAUGGAAAUUGUACCAUUUUCAACGAGUCAUGGACGAGUCCAGCGCUAGCAUUCAAGAACAUCAGGAAAAUUUGAAGGAGUACCGCCGUGGCGUGGAAAAGUAUCAGAGUAACCUGGACGCAGCGAGAGCAGAACAGGCUAAAGUUAGUAAGGAUGCCAGCAGGAUAGAGCGAAACAUCAAGCGGAAGGAAAAGGAUAUUGAGGAGAAGGAAGUUCAUUUGGUACCAUUUGAUGAGAAAAUCAGAACUGUCACAUCUGAAAUCGAAAUUUUGAGAAGGAAGGCGGCCCUCGUCAAAGGAGACCGGGACGACAAGUCUAAGGAUAUUGCGAAGCUCAAAAAAGACCUUGCAUUGGUUGAGAAGGCACAGAAACAAUUCGAGGUCCAGUGGCAGGAAACCCUCAAAAAACAGGGGAAACAGUUGAGCGACGACGAUUUCAAGGAGUACCAGAAGCUCAAGUCAGAAGUCGUCAAGAAGACAUCAGAGGACCAAGCCAAACUAGAUAAUCUAGUUCGUCAACUGAAAACAGACGAAGUAACGGCGAAUAGCUUGAAAGGCAAGAUGGAGGCUGCGCAGGCUUCGGUGGAUAAGCUUCAGAGUGAGCUAGACACCAGCGUAAGACGAAGAGACAAUCUCAAGGAAUCAAUUGCAGAGACAACCAGGGAUAGGAAUGCCAAGAAAAAAGAGCAUAACUCCCUUCAGUCGGAGCGUGUCCGUUACAACCAAUUGAAAACUGACCUUGAAGAGAAACUCCAGGAAAUUUACAAACAGAUUAGGGAGGGUGAAUAUGGUCGAAGAGAGAGCGAAAAGGAAAGAAGGGUCAAGGAAACCAUAACUGAAAUCAAACGAAUAUUUCCCGGGGUGAAAGGGCGCAUUGGCGACCUUUGCAAGCCAAAGCAGAAGAAAUUCGAAGAAGCAGUAAGCACGGCUCUUGGCCGGGACUUUGACUCCAUCGUUGUCGACACCGAGAAGACUGGCACUGAGUGCGUCCAAUACUUGAAAGAUGGCAAAAAGCCACCAAUGACUUUCAUUCCUUUAGAUAAUAUCAAGGUCAACGCAACAAACUCUUCGUUGAAAGGAUUAGCUAAAGCUCGAUUGACUAUUGAUACGAUUGAUUUUGACUCAUCUGUCGAAAGAGCUAUGUCUUACGCAUGUGGAAGCUCAAUUGUCUGUGAUGAUAUUGCAACGGCCAAGGACAUUUGUUACCGGAAGAAGCUCCAAGUGAAGGCUGUCACUCUGGAUGGUGUUAUGAUCGCCAAAGCUGGUAAUAUCACUGGUGGUCGUGUUCCUGACGGUCGUGGUAACAAACGCGCAUUCGGUGACGCCGAGAUGGAUAAGCUCAAGGCUAUGGCCGAGAAAUACGACCGUGAGAUCAGGGCUCUCGAUGCCAGUAAGAAAAGAACGGGAGAGGAGGAACAGUUGGCGAACGCCAUCAACAAUUUAAACCAAAAAGCUACUUAUGAGCAGACUGAAUUGGCCGAAUUUGAGAAGAACAUUGCCAGCGAACAAAAAAAGCUAAAACAUGAAAAAAGCCAGUUAGAGGAAGUGGGGCCCAAGUACGAAGAAAAGAGAGCUGAAGUUGAAAAGCUCCGGCGAAAGGUGGAGGAGUUUCAACGAGCUAUCGCAAAGGUUGCGGACAAAAUCUUCGCCGAUUUCUGCAAGAGAACGGAAUACGCAAAUAUCAGAGACUAUGAAGCCCAGCAAGGCAGCCUCGAGCAAGAAGCUUUGGAGAAAAAGAAUGAGUUCGAGAAACAAAAACAAACGUUGAAAAGCCAGGUGACCUGGGAAGACAAUUAUCUGGCGGAUAUCAAGAACCGUCUGGCCGACCUUGAGAAUAACGUUGAAAAGCUGGGAUCCGAUAUUGAGGAGUAUGAGGCAGAAAAAGAAACACUUGCACAGGCAAUCGAUGUGGACCGAGCAGCCGUUACAGAGUUCGAGGAUGCCCUUCAGAAACAAAAAGAAAAGCUCGCGGCUAAGACUGAUAAAGUCAACGUCGCAAGGCACGACCUCCAAAAGGCGAGCAAGGGAAUUGAUGAGCGUACAAAAUCUAUCACGACUCUGGAGACAGUAGCUCAACGGACUAGCGCGAAUCGAUAUGCUCUGUUGCGACGCUGCAAGAUGGAACAAAUAGCCAUUCCAUUAGCAGCAGGGUCGAAAUCUUUGGAUAGUCUCCCUGCGAACGAAAGCUUGCAACAAGAGGAUCCCGACGCCAUGGAUGUUGAUGAAGGUGACCAAGUUCCUGAAGAGAUGAUCAAUGAUUAUGGCAUAUGUGUGGAUUUUGAUAAGCUUGGUGAUGAGCUGAAAAACCCCGAUGAUGAAGAAGUUGAGGAGCAACUGCAAGAGAAGAUUUCUAACCUCAACUCAGAACUUGAGAAACUCAAUCCUAACAUGCGCGCGAUCGAGCGACUGGAUGUUGUCGAGACACGCCUUAGAGAUACUGACAAAGACUUCACCGCCGCUCGCGACGCUGCAAAAGCUACUCGUGAUGCUUUCAACGAAAUCAAAGAGAAACGAUAUGAUCGCUUCAACAAAGCUUUCGCACAUAUUUCCGACCAGAUCUCUCACGUUUACAAAGAUCUGACACGCUCAGCUACUUUCCCUCUGGGCGGUCAGGCGUAUCUUGACAUUGAAGACAGCGAUGCACCGUAUCUCUCUGGAAUCAAAUACCAUGCCAUGCCACCACUCAAACGUUUCCGUGACAUGGAACAUCUAUCGGGUGGUGAGAAGACUAUGGCAGCCUUGGCCUUAUUGUUCGCAGUUCAUAGUUAUCAACCUUCUCCAUUUUUUGUUUUAGAUGAAGUUGAUGCUGCUCUUGAUAACGCAAACGUGGAGAAAAUUAGAAAUUAUAUCAAGGAGCACGCAGGGCCUGGAAUGCAAUUUAUCGUCAUUAGUUUAAAGACGGGAUUGUUUCAGGGAAGUGAGAGUUUGGUUGGUGUUUUCAGAGAUCAGGAGGUCAAUAGCUCGAAAACUUUGACGCUUGAUUUGCGCAAAUAUGCAUGA
Molecule: messenger RNA, 3789 nt
Organism: Sclerotinia sclerotiorum 1980 UF-70
Lineage: Eukaryota; Fungi; Ascomycota; Leotiomycetes; Helotiales; Sclerotiniaceae
Exons: 5
Coding region: 1-3789 (1262 amino acids)
Biological process (GO): sister chromatid cohesion
Cellular component (GO): cohesin complex; chromosome; nucleus
Molecular function (GO): DNA binding; ATP binding; ATP hydrolysis activity
Source: RefSeq, a predicted model, not a curated record